CUUCCUCUAUUGCUCUUUCACACACAGAACCAGGAAGUGACUCCUCAUUUCAGAGAAAACAAACCGUUCUCUUACUCUCUCGUUGUGAGUUCAGGAAAAUGGCGGAGGCCAGUAUUUCAGUAGCUCAGGACCAGUUCAUGUGUCCAGUGUGUCUGGAUCUCCUGAAGGAUGCGGUGACUAUCUCCUGUGGUCACAGUUUCUGUAAGGCGUGUAUUAAUGGCUGCUGGGAUCAGGAGGAUCAGAAGGGCGUCUACAGCUGUCCUCAGUGCAGAGACACUUUCACGACAAGGCCUGUUCUACGCAGAAACAACAUGCUGGAUGAAGUGGUGGAGAAACUGAAGAAGACUGAAGUCCAAGCUGCUUCUCCUGCUCACUGUUACGCUGGACCUGGAGAUGUGGAGUGUGAUUUCUGCACCGGGAGAAAACACAAAGCCGUCAAGUCCUGUCUGAUGUGUUUGGCUUCUUAUUGUGAAACUCAUCUGAAACCUCAUCUUGAAGUUCCUGCUUUGAAAAAACACACAUUAAUUGAAGCCUCAGCAAAACUCCAAGAGAAGAUCUGCUCUGAACAUGAUGAAGUGCUGAAAAUCUACUGUCGUACUGAUCAAAUAUGUAUUUGCUCUUUGUGCAUGUUGGAUAAACAUAAAGACCAUGACGCUGUUUCAGUUGCAGCAGAAAGAGCUGAGAAACAGAGUGAGUUAAAGGAGGAGCAGAUGAAAUCCCAGCAGAGAAUCCAGGAGAAGCAGAAGAAGGUGCAGGAGCUGAAACAGGCUGUGAACACUAUAAAGCUCAGUGCACAGACAGCAGUGGAGGACAGUGAGAGGAUCUUUACUGAGCUGAUCAGCUCCAUGGAGAAAAAGCGCUGGGAGGUGACGGAGCUGAUCAGAGAUCAGGAGAAGGCUGAACUGAGUCGAGCUGAACGACUCCUGGAGCAACUGGAGCAGGAGAUUGCUGAUCUUCAGAGGAGAGUCACUGAGCUGGAGCAGCUUUCACACACACACGAUCACAUCCAUUUCCUCCAGGUAACACUCACUGUUUUAGCUUCUGGACGUCGCUCUCCUCCAUGGGAAAGACCAUCAUUUCACACAUCCAGCAUCACUGUCCAUCAACAUCUCUCAUUUGAUGGAGUGAGGAAUUCUCUCUCAGAUCUGAAAAAGAGAGUCGAGGAAUUCUGUGAGGAGGAAUUCAACAAAAUCCCUCCACAUGCUGCAGCAGUUCAGAUCAUUUCAGAACCAGAACCACAGAGCAGAGAAGAGUUUCUGAAAUAUUUCUGUUAUCUGACUCUGGAUCCCAACACGGCACAUCGUCUCCUCAUUCUGUCUGAGAAGAACAGAGCGGUGAGAUGGAGUGAGAGAGAGCAGCGUUACUCUGAUCAUCCAGAGAGAUUUGAUUCCUGCUGUCAGGUGUUGUGUAAGGAGAGUGUGUGUGGACGCUGUUACUGGGAGGUGGAGUGGAGCGGUGCUGCUGUGGACAUAUCAGUCUCAUAUAAAGACAUCAGCAGGAAAGGACGGGGUAAUGAGUGUGGGUUUGGACACAACAAUCAGUCCUGGAGUCUGUGGUGUUAUUCUUCUUCUCUCUCUUUCUAUCACAACAGCAUUGAGACUGAUCUCAGAGUUCCAUCAGCCUCCAGAAUAGGAGUGUAUGUGGAUCACAGUGCAGGAACUCUGUCCUUCUACAGCGUCUCUGACACGAUGAAGCUCCUCCACAGAGUCCACACCACAUUCACUCAGACUCUAUACGCUGGGUUUGGGUUCUGGUUUUCUGGUUCUACAGUGAGAUUGUGUGAUCCAGAAUAAAAGUGUGUAGUGUUUUCUGUAAAAUUCCUGCACGUUGCCACGUUGUUGCUCAGUCGUCUGUUUCACUAGAACACAAUCCAGCUGCACAAAAACACUCAUUUUAAUAUUUAAAUUAAAACAGAUGAAUAAUUUAAAAUAAUUAAAAAGGAAAUGUUAAAAAUUAACUGUCAGACAAGAAACUCGUCAAAUUUAAAAAGAAAAUGAUCUCAUGACCUUCGCAUUAUAAAGUUGUUUGUGUCAUAUUAUUCCACAAGGUUAAGUACGCUCGCAUUUGUGGACAUAAAAUAAUUUUGGUGAAAUUGGGCAGCCUUGUCUGAGUCCACGUAAAAUCUUAAAUUUUGGUGUCAUUAAAGGGUUAAGGGAGAUAUAACUAUAAAUAUCAUUGUGAAAUGUUUUAAUAACCUUGCAGAGCCCUUUUCCAAAUCCAAGAGUUUUGAGUUUUAUAAACAUAAAAUCGUGCUCCACAGUGUCGAAUGCUUUGAAAAAGUCUAGAAAUAAAACAAGACUGAUUGAAUAAUCGAUUGGUAAUCAAUCAUAUCCAGAAUCAGUCAGACGUGGUUUUGAAUAUAUCUUCCCUUCAUGAAGGCUGAUUGAUAUUCGUCUACAAGUUUUACAAGUCCACGCUUUAGACGAUUAGCAGAUACUAAGGCAAGUAAUUUAUCAUCAUUGCAUAGUAAGGUUAUAGGUCUCCAAUUGUCUAGCACCAAGAAGUCUUUUUUGGGUUUUGGUAGCAAGGUUAUUAAGCCUGUCUUCAUAGUCAGGGAUAAACAUUCUUUGUGAAUGCAUUCUAAAAAUGCUCUAUAUAAAUUUUUUUUAAAUAUCCACCCAAAAGUAUUUUAAAAAUUCAGAUUUUAAGCCAUCGAUUCCUGGUGAUUUACCAUUUUUCAUUUGUUUUAAUGCAAUUUCAAUUUCUGUUAUAGUUCGUUCCUCAUCAAGUGUAUGUUUGUCUUCAUCCAGUUUUUUGAUGUCAUCAUUGAUGGGAUAAAAUAAGACUUGCAACACCAACCACCUGUACAGGAAGGUACAGAGCAGGCUGUACUUCCUGAGAAGGCUGCAGUCCUUUAACAUCUGCAGGAAACUCCUGUGGAUGUUCUCUCAGUCCGUGGUCGCCAGUGUCCUGUUUUACAUCGUGGUGUGCUGGGGGGCAGCACAUCCAAGAAGGACACAUCCAGGCUGGACAAACUGAUCAGGCGGGUCAGCAUGAAGCUGGACUCUCUGGUGACGGUGGCAGAGAAGAGGACUAUGGACAAAAUACUGAACAUCAUGGACGAUGCCAGUCACCCUCUGUACACCGUCAUAAGCAACCAGAGGAGCCUGUUCAGUGACAGAAUGCUCCUUCCCAAAUACAGGAUGAACAGACUCAAAAACUCCUUUGUUCCUCACACCAUCAGACUGUACAACUCCUCUCUGGGGGGGGAGGAGGGGUAACAGGAGGACAGAGGAUGGGAAGGAGCGGUAGCCUAGCCUGACAAAAAGCAAUACUGGACAAUGUGCAAUACCUCUUCUGCUGGACUUUUUUCAUAUCUUUUUUUUUUGUCUCAUCUCAUCUCAUUAUCUGUAGCCGCUAUAUCUUGUUCUACAGGGUCGCAGGCAAGCUGGAGCCUAUCCCAGCUGACUACGGGCGAAAGGCGGGGUACACCCUGGACAAGUCGCCAGGUCAUCACAGGGCUGACACAUAGACACAGACAACCAUUCACACUCACAUUCACACCUACGUACGGUCAAUUUAGAGUCACCAGUUAGCCUAACCUGCAUGUCUUUGGACUGUGGGGGAAACCGGAGCACCCGGAGGAAACCCACGCGGACACAGUGAGAACAUGCAAACUCCGCACAGAAAGGCCCUCGCCGGCCACGGAGCUCAAACCCGGACCUUCUUGCUGUGAGGCGACAGCGCUAACCACUACACCACCGUGCCGCCGUAAUGAUGGUACUGGAAUUUUAAUUUCCCUGAGGGAACCUCCCAAAGGGAUCAAUAAAGUUAUAUCUAAUCUAAUCUAAUCUAAUCUAAUCUAAUCAUCACUUCCUCAUGGUUUAUCUUAGUAACUGCUGCUGUUCCACACAAUCACCAGAAGAGGGAGCAAAAGAUUUUACAACCCCAAAUCAGAAAAAGAGCCCUGUGAUGACCUGGCGACUUGUCCAGGGCAUACCUGUCAACCCUCCCGUUUUUCCCUGGAAAUCCCUUAUUUUGACUUAUUUCCCGCUGUCUUCCCGUUUUUUUUAUUUUCCCGAAAAUAUCCCGUAUUUUCACAUUAUAUAAAAGUCCCGUAUUUUCACAAUAUAAAAAAGUCGGUAGGUCCAGAAUUCAUGACGCGCCUCUGACAGGAGUUUACAGCAGGAAGUCGGGCCAUGAAUUCGCGUCCCCGCCCUCUCCAGUACAGCAGGUGGCAGUCUAGUAAUUACACACUGAUUUUAAUUGCAUGUCUGUGAAGAAGACUGUCAGAACCAUAGCGCUAGUCUGACCAAGGUCACUGCUCGGAACUUCUCACAAAACUAAAAGAUGGUCGUAAUUCUUUCCUCAGGCAGGGCUUGAAGUGGGCCGGAACGCACCGGAACUGCGUUCCUACCACGUGCUCAGCAGGCCUGAGUAGGCCUGAUACACGCUUAACACACACACAAGCACACAUUAGCAACAGCGCUAAUCCUUUGUUCUAUCAGCAUUCCAAACUUUACAGCCCCCUCACACACACACACCCUUGCUCUCCCUCUCUUACACACACAUAGACUACCUCACGGUUUUCCAACUGAUUAUUAUUUUUAUCUUUGUUAUAAUAAAUUCAUUUAUUAAACAA
Neoarius graeffei (lesser salmon catfish) is the source of this 4582-nucleotide messenger RNA. RefSeq names its product E3 ubiquitin/ISG15 ligase TRIM25-like. Bases 99 to 1793 code for a protein of 564 amino acids. The transcript has 6 exons. Gene Ontology annotation, molecular function: zinc ion binding; protein binding. The record is from RefSeq and is a predicted model, not a curated record. NCBI's taxonomy places the organism in Eukaryota, Metazoa, Chordata, Actinopteri, Siluriformes, Ariidae.